This is a messenger RNA of Myxocyprinus asiaticus (Chinese sucker), 2030 nucleotides long. Its product is annotated as Krueppel-like factor 4. Gene Ontology annotation, biological process: regulation of transcription by RNA polymerase II. Bases 82 to 1326 code for a protein of 414 amino acids. The record is from RefSeq and is a predicted model, not a curated record. NCBI's taxonomy places the organism in Eukaryota, Metazoa, Chordata, Actinopteri, Cypriniformes, Catostomidae. Gene Ontology annotation, molecular function: RNA polymerase II cis-regulatory region sequence-specific DNA binding; DNA-binding transcription factor activity, RNA polymerase II-specific. The transcript has 3 exons.
CAGGCAAUCGUAUUAGAGACGCGUCCUCUGUCUCGGACUGAAUAAGAGUGAACAGUUAUUGAGUUCCCUAACAUUUGCAACAUGGCCCUUGCCGAUGCGAUGUUGCCUUCGAUAAAUACAUUUUCAAGCAUCCAGAUUUUAGACGAAAAGCAUGCUGAAAUAGUUCAGAACUGGAAAACUGACCCCACUAAAACCAGCUCACCAGGUGGGGACAUGAGACCCCUCAUCGAGGUGGAAUUCAGCAUUGUUGAAUCGCCACCUUUGGCCAAAGACGAGGACGACCUUUCCAAAUUUCUGGAUCUUGAGUUUAUUCUAUCCAACUCUGUCACAUCAGAGAAUGACAACAACUCCGCGCAGCAGCCGCACGCCUAUUCUUUACCCGAGUCACCCGAAAGCUGCAGUACUGUCUACGACAGCGAUGGCUGUCUCCCGACGCCAAACGCCUAUUGCGGCAACAACUUUAGCGCACCUCCUGGUCACAGUCUGGUGGCAGAGUUGUUCACCCCGGACAUGAAUUAUCAUAGCGACUCGUCGCAAGAAUAUAAUUUAAAAGGACCUUUAGAAAUGCUGGAGUACACCGAAUUAAGGGCUCUAAACUCGCGAAACCCGGCACACUUAUCCAAUUCAAACCACGCGGGAUACAAAAUAAAAACUGAAAAUCACGAGCAACCUUGCAUGAUGGUAAACGCCUACGUGGGACAUUAUUAUGGACAAGAACCCCAACGCGUGCAGCAUCAGGUUUAUGGCCACCACAGUAUGCAACAAGAUGUGUCUAGGGACAUGUUAGCGACGAAAGACUGCAUCUUAACCGAGAUGAACUCUCACCAUCACAUUAACAUUGCACAUCAACAACAGUUCAUGAACAGCGCGCCCUUCCCACCGCAGUAUGGCCAGCAUCAACAGUAUCACGGACAUUACAGCGUGUUUAGCGAACCAUUGCGAACAAAUCACCCGGCAAUGCCAGGUGUGAUGUUGACCCCGCCAUCUUCACCGCUCCUGGGAUUGCUGAAUCCAGAAGACAGCAAGCCCAAACGAGGGCGUCGCUCGUGGGCUCGAAAACGGACUGCAACGCACAGUUGCGAAUUCCCCGGCUGUGGGAAAACGUACACAAAAAGUUCCCAUUUGAAAGCCCACAUGCGGACACACACAGGCGAGAAACCUUACCACUGCAGUUGGGAAGGCUGUGGCUGGAAGUUCGCCAGGUCGGACGAGUUGACGCGUCACUACAGGAAACACACAGGACACAGGCCGUUUCAGUGCCACCUGUGCGAGAGAGCCUUCUCCCGCUCAGAUCACCUGGCCCUGCACAUGAAGAGGCAUAUGUAAAAAGAGACAGAGAGACUAUAUCUGUUUUAAACGACUAGAGGAUUUUAUAUUUUUAGGACACAUCCUAUUUUUGGAUAGCAGUUAUAUGUGAAUAGAUGUGUAAUAUCAUUUGCUUUAACUUAUGGCAGUAUUUAAUAGGAGAUACACGUACAAUUAGAGUGUAAAUAAUGUAGUACUUUCCCAGAUGUAUAAAAACAGGGCAGGACCCAUGCUUGUAUAUAUAUAUGUUUUUUUUUUUUUUUUUUUUAAUCUCCAUUUAUACCUGCAUUUGUAUUCAGCCAGGGAUUUUUCUUUUUUCAUGGAUUUGAAACAGAAUUAAAAGCGUUGUCAUUUUUUUGUACUCCAGCUUCAUGUCUCAUUUUGUGAAGUGUCUCAUUUAAAAUGCCGAGAUAUCACUUUGAUUAAAGGCCUUAAAUCAAGAUACUAAGAUGUAGCACGAAUAAUUUUUCCUCCACAAAAUGGACUGAGGAAAAAACAAUGGACAAAAGGGGACAGUAUGAAAAUAAAUGAAAAUGUAGUCAGAAUUUACCCAUCCCAGUGUUGUUUUAAACCCAUGUGACUUUUUGUUUUUCUUAACACAAAUGAUGUCAUUCAAUUACAGGUGUGACCAGGGCCAUAGCUAGUGGGGUGAAAGUUGGUAACGAUUCUAUGGGCCCACAGGUCCAGGGGGGCCUCACAGCAAAUUCUAAACGUAAUUCUUUUUU